Cynoglossus semilaevis (tongue sole) is the source of this 9399-nucleotide messenger RNA. RefSeq names its product contactin associated protein 2a (gene cntnap2a). The transcript has 26 exons. The coding region runs from base 2403 to 6425 and encodes 1340 amino acids. Lineage: Eukaryota; Metazoa; Chordata; Actinopteri; Pleuronectiformes; Cynoglossidae. The record is from RefSeq and is a predicted model, not a curated record.
UUAUUGCGUUGGGUAUCAAAAAUCCCAAAUGUAGCUAAUUAUAGUUAUUUUUUAGACCAGCUGGGUAAGGCUGGAGAGACAUGGAGUGUCAGGCAGUCAGGCUUCAGCUGUUGACGUGUAAAAUAGACAAGACUGAGGGCUAAGUUGAACUUACACUUAUUUGUAGAGUUGAGGAGUGUACUACAUUAACAUUUAAUCAUUUUGAUUCAUGGACUUGGUGAAACCACUUGCUCUACGCUCAUGUUUAAAAUCAAAUAACACGCCGAGUUUGCGCUUUUUGAGCCAGAACUGCAGGCAAGAUCCUGAUAAGUGGGUGGAGAUAGAGUUGAGGAUAAAUAAAAUAUUCAUAGGUCCACAUAGAGUAAAUGAUGCAAAGGUGCUGAGUUGCAUCUGAGGCAUGAUUAGUCAUGAAUUGAUCUUUGUUGCAUGGGAAAAUACACACAACAAAAGGCUCAUUUGAGGGCUGGAGAUCGACUGUAAAGGAGAAAACUUUAUAUGUGCAAAAUCUCAUCUGUUUCUUUAAUUUUGUACAAGGCCAUUCAAAAUAUUCAGUCCAUUGAACAUAACAUUUAAGACCAUCAGAACAGUGACCAUGGUAGAUUUUAGUUGGACUUUGAGUUUACCAGCAGAGCUGUAUUUGUGAAGAGCCUGGCUUCACAGCUCAUCAUUGUGCAGUGAGAGCAGAAGGAGAAGGUAUGAGAGUGCAGGGGAUUUUGUUCAAGUAGAUUUUCAUUAUAAUAAACAAAGAGGAGACAUUUGAAAACAACUUAAUAUAAUUACCAGCUUAAAUAUGUAUGUGUUCUUGCUAAGCAACUAAAAUAUAACCUGAUCUGGUGGUUGUACCUGUUGAUAUUUUCAUCUUUAGCAAAGAAUAAAGAACAAAGUGUGGAUUUUUCAUUCAGUCAUAAACUGUGUAACAAAGGUCCCAAAAUGAGAGAGUCUACUCUGAAGCUCCUUAUCUGGCUGUCUUAGUCUGACCUACAGGGAUUAAAUCUGCUUCUGUGUCAGCCAGGCAAACAUGUCUGUUUCACUUGAAAUGUUGUGUUCCCCAGAGGUAACUGAUGCUCUUUCUAUACUGUACAUGUUUGUGGGUUCCUUCCAGGUACUACAUAUUGUUGUGCAAAAACAUGCAGGAUUGGGAUAAUAUUUUACUUUGAAUUGAUAAUUCAUUUUAAUCUGCUUAAUGACAGAGUAGCUGUGGAAUUAUCUUGAUUAAAUUCGAAAUAUGAAAAAAAAAAGUUUAUAUUGAUAGAGCAGAAAGACAAAUAACAGCAUGGAGUUGGUAGCAGAUGAAUGCAUUUCACAUCCGGUUCGUUGUGUGAUUCAUCCAAAUAUUGAAAUUAUUAAUGUGGGAAAAAGUAAAAAAAACUGCAAAACUAUAGCUUAUAAUAUUGCUAUUCAUGGUUGGUGGAUUUUAGUUAGAGUUUAGUUAGAGUUUCUGUCAAAAAUUCUCUGAAGUUGAAACACCCAGAAACCGGCCAAUGGUAUGUUAAGCUCAAGAUGCUUUGGUGAAAGGAAAAUCCUUUCCCACAGUGUGUGUAAAUGACAACGUAUGGUAUGUCUUCGUUUUAUUUCUAAUGUAACCACUAUGAACGCAAAUGUUGACACCUGUUUGGAAAUAAUAUAUUUUAAGGCAAUGACAGUUUUUCCCCCACAUUCCCACUUGGGAACUGUGAAAGAGGUAUUAAGAUGCUUCAGGUUGGCAUUCUGUUACUGACUGGACCUGUGAAGAUCAGGAAAAAGAAGAGGGCGAUGAAUGUACCCCAUUACCACCGAGAGAUGAAGGAGGUACUGUGGUUAUUGGAAACAGAGACAUUUGAGAGGAGGGGGUGAGGAGAUGCGAGACAGAGAAGGAUGUAGUGAACUUCUGUCCCAUGAAGAAUAGGAAAACUAUUCGUUUUCACGAGAUAUCCCGCAUGCAUCCAGAGGAAUGUCUGCUGCUCUGUCCUAAGGCUGCAUGUGGAAACCCCGCUGUUGUUGUUGCUGCUGUUGUUGUUGUUUUAGUUUUGUCAUAGUUGUGAAUCGAUGAGAAUCGGGAGGCAGAACAGCUGCAGGAAGAAGUGAGUUUCUCCGUCAAUUUUUACAUCAUCUCUUUAUUGGAGGGGAGACAGAGAGACAUGCAUAAAGAGAUACAGGAGAGAGGGAGAAAGAGUGAGGGGAGAUGGGGUAGUUCAAGUCAGCGAGAGAGAGAGAGAGGCGGAGGGAGAGGGGGAGGGAGCAAGAGGGAGAGAGAGAGAGAAUGAGAGACUCUGUGCAGCCAAUCUCCUCUCUGCCAGUUCUCAACUGCGAAGCCAGAGUCACAGACCGACGGGCAUCAUCAGCGCCUCCCUGCAGUUCAUUUCCCUCCCCGAGUCUCUCCUCACUCUCGCUGCUGUUCUGCUGACUUCACACCGGCUGUGAAGAUGCUGCGGCGCCGUCCUGUCCGCGGAAUGACGGUGCUUUUGCCGGUCACUCUGUGGAUUUUCUGCUUUGUCAACAUUGUCUACGGAGCUUUACCAACAUCCCUAAAGUGUGAUGAGGCUCUAGCCUCUUCGCUGCCUCACACAGCCUUCACCAGCUCAUCUGUUUUUUCCACUGGAUAUGCACCUGGGUACGCCAAGCUCAACAAGAGAGGAGGUGCUGGUGGUUGGUCCCCUCUUGACAGUGAUCAUUACCAGUGGCUACAGGUGGACCUUGGUACCAGGAAACAAGUGAGUGCCAUAGCAACACAGGGCCGCUACAGCAGCUCUGAUUGGACGACACGGUAUCGUCUCCUCUACAGUGACACAGGACGGAACUGGAAACCAUACCACCAAGACGGCAAUAUUUGGGCCUUCCCUGGCAACUCCAAUUCAGAGAGCUCAGUUCGCCAUGAGCUGCAGCAGGGAAUCGUGACACGUUUUCUGAGGCUUGUCCCACUGGACUGGAGCGAGGAGGGGCGGAUAGGGCUCCGCAUCGAGGUCUAUGGAUGCUCCUACUGGGCUGAUGUGAUCAACUUCGAUGGACAGGGUGUAAUUGCAUAUCGCUUUAAGAUGAAGAAGAUGAAGAUCAUCAAGGAUGUGAUUGCUCUGAGGUUUAAGACGUCAGAAAGCGACGGAGUGAUUCUCCACGGAGAAGGACAGCAGGGAGACUACAUUACACUGGAGCUGCACAGAGCCAAGCUGCUGCUGCAGAUAAACCUGGGCAGUAACCAGUAUGGCUCCAUCCUGGGUCACACCUCUGUGACCACUGGCAGCCUGUUGGACGACAACCAUUGGCACUCCGUGGUGAUUGAGCGCUACCGUCGCAAUGUCAACUUCACCUUGGACAGUCACACUCAACACUUUAGAACCAACGGGGAAUUUGACCAUCUGGAUUUGGACUAUGAGUUGAGUUUUGGAGAAAUGCCGUACAGUGGGAAGCCAGUUGGAGGAGGGAGGAAGAACUUUAAAGGAUGCAUGGAGAGCAUCACCUACAAUGGAGACAACAUCACAGACCUGGCACGCAGGAAGAAGCUUGACACCUCAAGCUUUCGCAACCUGUCCUUCGCCUGCGUGGAAACACACACCUUUCCCGUGUUUUUCAACGACACCAGCUUCCUCCAGCUGCCAGGUCGAGCCAGUCACCACACCAUAUCUGUUGGCUUCCAGUUUCGUACAUGGAACCCUGAUGGACUCCUCCUGUACAGUAACCUUGAUGACGGCACGCUCCGGAUCUUCCUGCAUGAUGGAAAAGUCAUCGUUCAUAUCAACGUAUCAAACGGGAUAAAACAUAACCAGGUGGACCUCUUGUCAGGUUCAGGUUUGAACGACGGACAGUGGCAUGCUGUACAGCUGGUUGCCAAGGAGAACUUUGCCAUGUUGAUGACAGAUGGGGACGAAGGCUCUGCUGUUCACUCUAACUUGCCUCUCAGCAUCACCACAGGGGGAACAUAUCACUUGGGAGGCUAUUUUCUACAGACGCUGUUUCCACCCUUGAAGCGUUCUUUUCAAGGCUGCAUGCAAGCAAUCCUGCUAGAUGACCAACCUGCUGACCUACACGCAGUGGAAAAAGGACUUGUGGGGGCGUUUGAAAAUGUCAGCCUGGACAUGUGUGCAAUUAUUGACAGGUGUAUGCCAAAUCACUGUGAGCAUGGAGGCAGGUGCACGCAAACAUGGGACAGUUUCAGCUGCACAUGUGACGGAACAGGAUACAAUGGAGCCACGUGUCACACGUCUAUCUAUGAACCUUCAUGUGAGGCCUAUAAACACUUGGGCAAGUCUUUUGACACCUACUGGAUUGACCCUGAUGGCAGCGGACCCCUUGGUCCCUUCAAAGUAAACUGCAACAUGACAGAGGACAAAGUGUGGACAACAGUUAUGAACAACCUACCGCCCAAAACACCAGUUACUGGCUCCAGUAGAGAGAGACGGACUGUCCUACAGGUCAACUACAGUGCCUCGAUGGAGCAGGUGACUGCCAUCACCACCAGUGCAGAAUACUGUGAGCAGCAAAUCAUCUACAGCUGUCAGAAGUCCAGGCUGCUAAACACUCCAGAUGGGACCCCGUACACAUGGUGGGUGGGCCGAGGCAGUGAGAAGCACUUCUACUGGGGAGGUUCAGGACCCGGCAUCCAAAAAUGUGCCUGUGGCAUCGACAGGAACUGCACUGACCCCAAGUACGACUGCAACUGUGACGCUGACCUCUCACAGNGGAGAGAAGAUUCUGGUCUGCUGGUUUAUAAAGAUGACCUGCCAGUCAGCCAGGUUGCCGUGGGCGACACCAACCGACCUGGAUCAUCAGCCAAACUGACUGUCGGGCCGCUCCACUGCCAGGGAGAUAAUAACUACUGGAAUGCCGCAUCCUUCACCACCCCGUCAUCCUACCUGCACUUCGCCACCUUUCAGGGUGAGACGAGCGCAGACAUCUCCUUCUAUUUCAAGACCAGCGCACCCUAUGGCGUCUUUCUGGAAAACCUCGGCAACACUGACUUCAUUCGCCUGGAGCUAAAAUCUCCCAAGGUGGUGUCUUUCUCCUUCGAUGUUGGAAACGGGCCUGUGGAGCUAACAGUGCAUUCAGCCAUGCCCCUCAAUGAUGACCAGUGGCAUCGCGUCAUGGCUGAGCGGAAUGUGAAGGAGGCCGUCCUCCAGCUGGAUCAGACCUACUGGGCCUCUCGACUUGCCCCCGCGCAGGGUCACACUCGGCUGGAGCUCUUCAGUCAGCUCUACGUGGGUGCUGCAGGAGGACAGAGAGGUUUCCUGGGAUGUAUCCGAGCCCUGCGGAUGAACGGAAUUACACUUGAUCUCGAAGAGCGGGCCAAGGUCACACCGGGGGUCAAGCCUGGCUGCCAAGGCCACUGCACCAGUUUUGGAAUGUACUGCAGGAAUGGAGGAAAGUGUGUGGAGAAGUACAAUGGAUACUUGUGUGACUGCAGUACAACGGCCUACGAUGGGCCAUUCUGCACCAGAGAUGUUGGGGGUUUCUUUGAGGCUGGUACUCUCAUUCAGUACAACUUCCUGCCGGAGGCAAUUGCAGGAGCCAGUCAGGACUCCAGGAUCCUGACACACCAGCUGACAUCACAUGAAGUGAAUCUGACCAAAGAGGAGGUCGCUUUAAGUUUCAGCACGUCCAGUUCCCCGGCUAUUCUGAUGUACAUCAGCUCCAAGACGCAGGAGUAUUUGGCAUUGGUGCUCAGGCAGAACGGUUCCCUGCAGGUGCGGUACAACCUAGGCGGUCUGCACGAGCCCUAUUCUAUUGAAGUGGAUCAGAGAAACCUGGCCAACGGGCAGCCUCAUAGCAUUAACAUGUCCCGUGUUAACAGAAGCAUCACCAUCCAGUUGGAUCACUACCCUCCGGUCAGCUACAGACUCCCAGAGGCCUCAGAUACACAGUUCAACCACGUCAAGACGCUGUUCCUGGGUAAAGUUUAUGAAACCGGAAACGUGGACCAGGUGCUCAUCGAACGCUACAACACCCCAGGCUUUGUCGGCUGCUUGUCGCGGGUACAGUUCAACGGCUUCGCACCGCUCAAGUCAGCGUUGAGAACAUCUUCCAGGUUGCAGGUCGCAGCAGGAGUCGGUCACAUAGACACACAGUCUGCAGUGACAUCACAGGUGUCGUACCACGGCAAGUUAGUGGAGUCCAACUGUGGGGCAUCACCGCUGACCAUCCCACCAAUGUCUGCUGCAACUGAUCCCUGGCGUCUGGAUAACACAGAUGCAGAGUUCCCUUUUAAUGAGGAGAGAGUGAUCCCUGAUGGAGUCAACAGGGACUCAGCCAUCAUCGGAGGUAUCAUCGCGGUGGUCAUCUUCACCAUCCUCUGUACCCUGGUGUUCCUGAUCCGCUACAUGUUUCGUCACAAAGGCACCUAUCACACCAACGAGGCCAAGGGCAGCGGCGAAUCGGCCGCAGAAUCGGCAGACACGGCCAUUAUCGGCACCGAUAACCCAGAGACUAUUGACGAGUCCAAAAAGGAGUGGUUCAUCUAACCGUGCCUGUGUGGAACACUGGGGGAGACGACGUGAUUUGAGUGACUAACAAUUUGCUGAGAGAGAGGAGGUUUUACUCAGUGACCAAUCACAGGUGCAGUGGAAGAGCCAGUCAGCAGGACAAUGGUCUCCUGGAGGAGGCGAGGACGUGGGGCUGACCUGUACAGAAAACUCUUUUCUUUUGGUUUUUGUUUGUUUGUUUGUUUUAUUUUUUAUAUAUCCAGAGUAUUAGAGAGAGGAGAAGUGGGGCACAGCUAUAAGAGACUCUCCAUGUAUAUACUAACCAGCUUGUCCUUCUUUGUAUCGUGCUUGGGAGUUUUCAGGAGUGCUUUGAAUACCGUAUAUGACACAUAAAUAUACUUAACUGGGUCAUGUGAUAGCGCAGAUUUCAAGCCCGACCUUGUUGCAUUUUAAUUUAGUUUUAUACAGAUACCUUGGACCAUACUUAAUGAAAUGAACAUGCCAAAUAUUCUUUUUUUUUUUUUUUUUUAGAUUUCUUCAGGACAAGUUUGUCUGUCGCCCUCAUAUCACUGAUGGUGGAGCUACGUAGGCCAUAACGCCAAAUGACAUGUGUAAAUAUGAUAUUUUAUGUUGGUGUUAUUUUCUUUAAGAUUUAUUCAGAGUCGUUAAAAUCAACACUAAUGAAUAAUUAAAAGAUCUAUAUUGCAUUUAUAUAAGUUUACCCAUGUUAUAUAUAAAUGUGUGUGUGAAGUACAGAGAUUUAUGUUUAUAUUUUAUGACAUUGGAUUGUAUGGGACACCUUUUUCUGAGCAGAGAGGGGUUUCUCGGUGCGUGAUGGGUAAACAUGACACACAUUUUUGGUUAGUGACACAAGGGUUCAUUUUUCACCUGUGAGUUUUAACAGUCAGUCUCCUGAGUUUCAUGUCGUCAGAUUGUUUUUCAUUGAAUAUAUUUCACUUCUAAUCUUUAAAUCUCAACAGUUACGUUGUCUGCAGUAUAGGUUUCCAUUCUUCCGAGGAUUUAAGGCCAGGAUGCAUGCCUUUUACCGUGUAAGUAGCUCUGAACAAAUACAAUCUCUCUCUUGACAAGUUCAAGAUUCAUUGAAGGUAAAAAUCCUAACUGGUUUACUCAUCCGUGAUGCCUUCAGGAUCUUGAACCCUUACAUUUUUCUCACAGUCUCACUCAGCGUAAGAAUUUAACAUGAGUUGUUUUUCCUAAAUUGUCAUAACCACAGACUUCAGAUUCUGAAUAAUAUUAUUUUCUUCCAAAUUUAUUUAAAAGAAAAGACAACUACUUUCUCUCACUGUUGAUUUACUUUAUUUGCAAUUGUUUAACCUGUGUUUCUCUCCUGUCGGUAUUUAUGGGCUUUUAUUACCACAACAUUUACAACUGUCAAUGUUUUACCAUCUGAAAACCAACUGUGGUCAAAUUAAGUUAAUUAUAUAUAAUAUACAAUUAUAGCUCAUAAUAUUUAUUAUUCAUGUCAAAUCCAAUUAGGUCUAAUAAUAGGACAGUGCUCUGUCUGGGAUGACUGGUGCAGCCAGUCCGCCUUCUCCUGUAGCCUCAAAGAAUACUUUCUUUCUCCUCACAUCAAUCCCUAAGGGCAAGUGAACCUACUUUUACUUUUUACAAUAGAAGUAUUAUUUGAUACCAUCAAACAAAGCCUCAACACGUGUUGGAUUCUCACCUCCAUCAAACAAAUCCAUAACCAAAAUGUUGACCUUUGACUUAUUGCGUUUAAUAAAGAGUGUUUGAUCUUUGUCUUUUUCUUCUUCUUUCUUUCCUGUUUCUACUUCCUUCCUGUUUGAAGGCAGUGGCCAUUACUUGGUGGCAAUAGUGCCUCCCCCUGGUCACUCUUCUUGGUUUCAGCAACAGCCAUUUAUGGCCUUUUACUGACUUUUAUUUUCCUUUCAAGGUGUUAUUACCUGACCUCUGUCGACUCUUUUAUAUCAGAGAAUGCCCUUUAAUAGUUAUACUGUCUUAAAACAUGCUUGGAGUUUAUUUAACCUGGGCAUUCUUGACGCUGUUCCUCGCCACAAACCAUUCUGGGUUAUAAUGCGUUAUGUUGUUGUAAGAAGAGAAAUGACAUUUAUUACUAAACUCCUUCUACUCCUACUGAAAUGUGCACAAAACGCAAUGCGUUUGACAGAACGAAAUAUUGCGUGUGCUCUGGCUUGACCCAGUGUUCUUAAAGCGAUUUGCAAAACAUCUGUUCCUCAACAUCUGUUGUCAAUGCGAUACGAGACAAAACAACACAGACGACUGAGUCAACAAUACACGUGUUCAAACUGUUUUCUAGAAAAAACAAUGUACGUAAUCAUAAGGCUCUCUCUUUUAUCAUGAGAGUGGGUCAGAGGGUUCUAAGAUGUAGUGUUUAAGGAUUCUCUUUUAAUAACGAAAACAUCUGAAAUUUUUAAUAUUUUAGAACCGUUUGACCUGAUGUUUGCCUUUGCAUGUUACUACUGGAAUCAGAGCAAACAUCACUUCACCAAAGUGAAGUGGAAUCUGUGGAAAUGUUUUCACUCUUAGUAACAGUUUAGAUUUGUUUUCUCCAACCUGAAAAAAAAACAUUUAAAAGACAUGUUGUGACCUGUGUGAACGGGGAAGUAGGAUUCACUUCCACAUCUAUUUAACCUAAGAGCAGCUUGUUUUCAGCUUUCACUCAUCUUAUUGGUCACGUUAAUGUGUGAUUCUCUAUUACCUCAUUUAACCACAACAUGUAACUUCAUCACAGUAUUACCAAGAUCUAAAAGUUAAGUUGUACUUCACAGAGCAGUCUGUUCACUUAUUUGUAAAUGUCAUUUUAUUAAAGGAAGAUUGACAGAAAGCAAUGAAAUGCAUUCACAAAAUUAUAUGUCAUGGUUAACAGUCAUGUUUAGAUUUUUAUUGUCUUGUGCUUUUAAUGAUCUUUGUUUCACUACAGGAACUGGCAAAAACUUCAAGUGUCACGUUAUUUGCUGAAGUUCCUCAGAAAUGACAUCCAACGCAGAGAAAAGUGGAACUGAGACUUUUA